UUGGUGCAUCGAUGGAAGGAGAGAGGGGCACAAUCAAGCCAAACCAGUGGAUGUGCUGUAGGAUUGUUUGAUAGUAAAAACUGGAAACAUUUUGGAGCCAGUACGGAGGCCGGUGAGCUCGCAGCUCUGCGGUGUUUUUUUUCGUCGGUUUCUGUUUCCAAGCGAGGAGAACCAGAGCGAGCUGAGAUACAGGAGAAGAGAGAGCGGUGUACGGCCCACUGCAGUCUGAAUCACCGGAGACUCGGCCCGUCGUUCAUGUGUGGUUAUUUGUCUUUCGACGUGUGCAUCUUCUCGAAGACAGAAAAGCAACGGGAACGGACCAGAGCCGAGCCCGGCGUCGUUGGGACUCAGUGCUGCAGCCCAAGGCGAGCUGCUAGGCAGAGCAUGCUAAAUAAUGAGCCAAAGGGACACACUGGUUCAUUUGUUCGCCGGAGGAUGUGGUGGAACAGUGGGUGCUAUUCUGACUUGUCCUUUGGAAGUCGUCAAGACCAGGUUGCAGUCCUCUUCCAUCAGGUUUUAUGUCUCUGAAGUUCAGCUCAGCACCGUCAGCGGAGCCAGUGUCGCGCGGGUUUCUCCGCCGGGGCCUCUGCACUGUCUCAAGUUAAUUUUAGAAAAAGAAGGGCCCCGUUCACUAUUUAGAGGACUGGGUCCGAACCUUGUAGGUGUGGCACCUUCCAGGGCAAUCUACUUUGCAGCCUAUUCAACAGCCAAGGAGAAGCUGAAUGGAGUGCUGGAGCCCGACUCGACCCAGGUGCACAUGGUGUCUGCUGGGAUGGCAGGCUUCACCGCCAUCACAGCCACCAACCCUAUCUGGUUGAUCAAAACCCGUAUGCAGCUGGACUCCAGAAACCGGGGAGAGCGGCGAAUGAAUGCGUUUGAGUGUGUGCGGCGGGUGUACCAGAUGGAUGGCCUACGAGGUUUCUACAAAGGAAUGUCGGCGUCGUACGCCGGCAUUUCAGAGACCGUUAUCCACUUUGUGAUUUACGAAAGUAUCAAGCGUAAGCUGCUGGAGUCCAGAGUCCACAGCAGCAUGGACGAAGAGGACGAGUCUAUUAAAGAUGCCUCGGACUUUGUAGGCAUGAUGCUCGCAGCAGCCACUUCCAAAACAUGUGCCACCUGCAUCGCUUAUCCUCACGAAGUGAUUCGCACACGGCUACGAGAGGAAGGCAGCAAGUACCGCUCCUUCUUUCAAACUCUUCUGACGGUACCCAGAGAGGAGGGAUACGGGGCUCUGUACCGCGGCCUAACCACCCACCUCGUCAGACAGAUUCCUAACACUGCUAUCAUGAUGUGCACCUAUGAGGUGGUCGUCUAUCUGCUUGGCCGUUAGCAGACGUCUCCUUUCUGUUUAACAAAACAAAACAAAACAAAACAAAAAAAGAAGUAAGCAGAGGACUGAGAGGGAUGCUCUUUUGGCGUGGAACAGUGGACGUGUCAUGUCAAAAUGAAGACCAAAGGAAAUCUGAAGAUACUCGUGGACCAGAAAUGGAUGAAGACGCACAGCUUUUUGGUACAGGGGAGUGACGAGGCACUGAAAGGAGAGACACAGAAACCAUUCGGCCUGUGUUGAAGGUGUUCAGUUUAGUUUUAAAGAAAAUGCAGUGGCCUUAAAAGUAUCUAGUUUGUAUCCAUCUGUAGGUGUGGAGGAUAACGAAAAAAAAAACCCAGCUUCUUAAUUUGUGUUUCAGACGUUGUGAGAGGAAUGCAUGAAGACCGCUUAGAGGGUUAAUGUAGAUCAGUUUCCAACCUGUUUGGCACCUUUGUCUUUAUUAAACUGCACUUUCCCUUGUAUUUUAAGGAAUUUCCGGAGAUUGAACCAGAAACAAAGUUGUCUGUAUUUGUUUGGUCACCUAAACCGCUCUGGGUGAGGCUGCAGGAAGUCGGUCUUCAUAUACUCUCCUCUGAACACUACAGCUGCCUCUCAGAUGACCAGCAGAGCUCUCGCUGGUCUGAAACACAAGGAUGACGGUUGCUUGUUCACACAGCUCUGACACUAAGUUUAAAAUCUGACCUCUAGUGUUUUAUUCUUCUCAAGCUCAUUGCCUCACAGUUGCAUAGUUUUCGUUGUCGUUGUUGAGCGUAGACUUCAGUAUUGACAGUAUUUCCUUUUUAAAACUCUUAGGUUUUUUGAAGCAGUUUCUGCUCAGACUGCAGGUGCUGCUCAGGACUUAAAUACUGCCUCUAAAAUCAGAAGAGUGCAUCUGUUUCAAGGCAUAAAAGCGUGUUGAGUUGUAGCUGUGUCCUAAAGGUACGGAGUGUCUUCUAUUAGAGUUGCUACUUGAAUAUAAUGUGACAGUUUGGAAAAAAUGGGAGGAUACUGAGAGUCACUGAUAGCCUCUGUGUGUGUGAUUGUGUGUGUUUUAAAAAGUCGGACGAUGUAUUUGUGUUCAAGAGUGUGUGUGUGCCUGCAUGUAUUAUAAAUAUUCACCAACUCACUGUUAACCUUGCGAUACACUGCAGCAUGGAGCCUGGAGAGGCUCCAGUGUGAUACCAGGAGCUCAGACUUCCUCACCAGUGGUUUCCAACUGACCUGAUGCACUUUGUGGCCUUUUAGGGCUUGUGCUUUGCUUUUUAUUGUGUGGAUGGAUAAAACUUGUACAUUGUAAGAAAAAUCCAAAACAAACUGUAUUUCAGAUUUUGCGCAACAGUUCUAGCGGAUGUAUGUAUAGUUUAGAGUUCUCAGUUGUUGUGAAGGAAAGAUCCAUAUGUUUGUAAAUAAUAUAAUGUAUAUCAGUUUUUGUUUUCCUCUGAGCCCUACUUCUGAUCAUGCUGUAAUUUGCCUUUGCUAAAGAUUGUUUUUAUUUUUGUGCAACUGAACCAGUUUUGACAUUGACUGUUGACAUAAAUAUUAGUAUUGCUUGACAUUUUUAUUUGUGUAUGUUACAGAAAACUGUCAUAUAUAUAAAAAAAAAAAAAGAAUACAUGCUGCGGAUCAAAUGCAUAAAUACGAGCGUUUGAGUCGGAGCACUGAUGCUUUGUUCAGUCUUGUUCUUAAAAAAAGUGUUCAGAUUUGCAAAGUUUGGUUGUUUCUGUCAUUUGAGUUGUUUACAUGUUUCUUUCCUCUCUGUCCAUUUUUGUUUUCUUUGCAACUUGUUUUGAGUAUUUUAUUUGAGAUGUCAAGAACUGGAGUCAUUUUUCCAACACUAGGGAGUGAAAACAGCUGCUUUGGGUGGUUACAACCUUAGUAGUAACAUUUUUAAAAUCAGAAUUUCCCUGUAAUAUUUGAAUGUUGAGCCCUCUCUUGGCCUGUUGUUUUUUCAUAUAGAAGUAGUACACACCCACACCUUUUUUCUGUAAAAAAAAAAAAAGUGGGGAAAAAAACAGUUUUUCUUAAAACUAGUGUGCCUCCUCUCUUGAGGCAUUCACACAUGUUGUACUCCCCUUUGUUGCAGUCAUUUCACAGACAACCAAAAGUAUUUUAUCUUCGUUUAUUAAUUUCCAGUCAGCAUGUUACAAGCCAAACAUUUUCUUUUUAUUAAAUUUAAAACAUUGCUUAUGUCCAUAUGUGUUGCUGUAAAACACUAAAAGCACAGAGUUGUAUCUUCAUCAGCUCAUUUUCUGUAGUAUUUGACUUCAAACAACCUCUUUUGGACAUGAGCAGAGAACUGGACAAUAUGCAACCAUUUCACCAGUUGCUGCUUAAAUUGGUGUCUUUGGCCUGUAUGCUUGGAUAGGACUCAGCCUCAAAACAAUCAGACUCAGAAGAUUGAUCUGGAGAAAGUCAUUUGUGUUUUCAGUUGUUUGUUCAUUUUUUUAAACACAAAAGCCAAUAAAAAUCUAUUUACAACUACAA
Messenger RNA from Austrofundulus limnaeus, 3793 nucleotides. Its product is annotated as solute carrier family 25 member 36-A. Gene Ontology annotation, cellular component: mitochondrion. The record is from RefSeq and is a predicted model, not a curated record. NCBI's taxonomy places the organism in Eukaryota, Metazoa, Chordata, Actinopteri, Cyprinodontiformes, Rivulidae. Gene Ontology annotation, biological process: pyrimidine nucleotide import into mitochondrion. The transcript is spliced from 7 exons. The coding region runs from base 395 to 1330 and encodes 311 amino acids. Gene Ontology annotation, molecular function: pyrimidine nucleotide transmembrane transporter activity.